AUGAGAGAGAUUAUUCAUAUUCAAGGUGGCCAAUGUGGCAAUCAAAUUGGUGCCAAAUUUUGGGAAGUUAUAUCUGAUGAGCAUGGGAUAGAUCCGUCAGGGACUUAUCAUGGGGAAUCAGAUUUGCAAAUGGAACGUGUGAAUGUAUUUUACAAUGAAGCAGCAGGUGGACGUUAUGUACCUAGAGCAAUAUUAAUGGAUUUAGAACCUGGAACUAUGGAUUCAGUUCGUGCUGGACCUUUUGGUUCAUUAUUUCGUCCUGACAAUUUUAUUUUUGGCCAGAGUGGAGCUGGUAAUAAUUGGGCAAAAGGUCAUUAUACAGAAGGUGCAGAGUUAUUAGAUGCUGUAUUAGAUGUUGUAAGGCAUGAAGCUGAAUCAUGUGAUUGUUUACAAGGAUUUCAGAUGACUCACUCCUUAGGAGGUGGUACAGGAUCAGGGAUGGGUACAUUAUUAGUUGGAAAGAUUCAUGAGGAAUUUCCAGACCGUAUAGUGCAAACAUUUUCCGUUCUUCCAUCUCCAAAAGUAUCUGAUACAGUUGUUGAGCCAUACAAUGCGACUCUUUCGAUACAUCAACUUGUUGAGAACUCUGAUGCUGUACAGGUUGUUGACAAUGAAGCUUUAUAUGAUAUUUGUUUCCGAACUUUAAAGUUGACAAAUCCUUCUUAUGGUGAUUUGAAUCACUUAGUAUCAGUUGCUAUGUCUGGUGUUACUUGUUGCUUACGUUUUCCUGGUCAAUUGAAUAGUGAUUUAAGAAAAAUGUGUGUGAAUCUUGUACCUUUUCCACGUUUACAUUUCUUCAUGAUUGGUUUCGCUCCAUUAACAUCUCGUGGGUCGCAGCAAUAUCGAGCUUUAUCUGUUGCAGAGUUAACACAACAAAUGUUUGAUGCAAAAAAUAUGAUGUGUGCAUCUGAUCCACGUCAUGGGAGAUAUUUAACAGCUAGCGUAAUGUUCCGUGGUAGAAUGUCAACAAAAGAAGUUGAUGAACAGAUGUUAUUAGUCCAAAAUAGGAAUUCUUCCUAUUUUGUUGAAUGGAUUCCUAAUAAUAUUAAAUCAUCUGUAUGUGAUAUACCACCAAAGGGUCUUAAGAUGGCCUCAACAUUUGUGGGGAAUUCUACGGCUAUUCAGGAAAUGUUUAGACGCAUUGCAGAACAGUUUACAUCAAUGUUUCGUAGAAAAGCAUUUUUACAUUGGUUUACUGGUGAAGGGAUGGAUGAAAUGGAGUUUACUGAGGCUGAGAGCAAUAUGAAUGACUUGAUUUCAGAAUACCAACAAUAUCAAGAUGUUCCAGUUGAGGAAGAUGAAUAUCCAGAGGAUGAUCAUCAUCUUGAUGGUUAA
Molecule: messenger RNA, 1335 nt
Organism: Cryptosporidium muris RN66
Lineage: Eukaryota; Apicomplexa; Conoidasida; Eucoccidiorida; Cryptosporidiidae
Product: tubulin beta chain, putative
Exons: 2
Coding region: 1-1335 (444 amino acids)
Biological process (GO): mitotic cell cycle; microtubule cytoskeleton organization
Cellular component (GO): microtubule; cytoplasm
Molecular function (GO): GTPase activity; structural constituent of cytoskeleton; GTP binding
Source: RefSeq, a predicted model, not a curated record